ACAGUAUUGGUGGUGUGUAUUAGUGUUUAUGUGGUGUUUACCAAGCACGGUAAAACGCUAUGUUAUCUGUGGGAUUCGGUAUAUUUUUCCUAAUUAUAGAAAGCUGCGGCUAAUUCCUAGAUCUGUCAAACAAAUUCGAAAGAUUUCACAGUUGUAUUCGACUGCGAUUUUCCAAAGACUGUUAUUUUAUAUUCGGAGUAUCAGCUACGUGUUUCCGGGAGCGUUCUGAACUUUCUUCAUUCGAUCUUCCGCGGCUUUUAUCAUAUAGACACGGUAUUUACGUGGACCUUUAUGUCUUUUCUGGAUGAUUUUCCCAGCGAUAUGAUGGACGUGGAAAUUUAAGUUCCUGGCAGUCAGAUUAUUCUCUCGGUGAUCAGUUUUCCUGGAACAUACAAUUAUCAGAGGCAGAAGUAUCAGGCGCAAUCAUGGCUAUGCAUACCGUGCCACCGAAACGAAAAGAAAUCUACAAGUACGAAGCCCCAUGGCCGUUAUAUAGCAUGAACUGGUCGGUGAGACCUGACAAGAGGUUUCGUCUAGCACUGGGAAGCUUUGUGGAGGAGUACAACAAUAAAGUACAAAUUGUUUCUCUGGACGAAGAAACGUCUGAGUUCAGUGCUAAAAGUACAUUCGACCACCCAUAUCCCACGACAAAAAUUAUGUGGAUUCCAGAUAGCAAAGGUCAGUUUCCCGAUCUUCUCGCCACGUCCGGCGACUAUUUGAGGGUAUGGCGUGCUGCGGAGCCUGAGACUCGUCUGGAGUGUGUCCUGAACAACAAUAAGAACUCAGAUUUUUGCGCGCCGCUCACGUCUUUUGACUGGAAUGAGGUGGAUCCGAAUCUAAUCGGAACUUCCAGCAUAGACACUACUUGUACUAUCUGGGGACUGGAGACGGGACAGGUUCUGGGCAGAGUAAACAUGGUCACCGGUCACGUGAAGACGCAGCUGAUCGCGCACGACAAGGAAGUGUACGAUAUCGCGUUUAGCCGCGCCGGGGGUGGCCGCGACAUGUUCGCUUCCGUCGGCGCCGACGGAUCCGUCAGGAUGUUCGAUCUACGACACUUGGAGCAUUCGACGAUAAUAUAUGAGGAUCCCCAGCACACUCCGUUGUUACGAUUAGCGUGGAACAAGCAGGAUCCCAAUUAUCUCGCUACCGUGGCGAUGGACGCGUGCGAAGUUAUCAUUCUGGACGUUCGUGUGCCGUGCACGCCAGUCGCGAGAUUGAACAAUCACAGAGCCAGCGUUAACGGAAUAGCCUGGGCUCCGCAUUCGUCUUGUCACAUUUGCACAGCCGGCGAUGAUCAUCAAGCAUUAAUCUGGGAUAUUCAACAAAUGCCGCGAGCAAUCGAAGAUCCUAUACUCGCUUAUACUGCCGCGGAAGGCGAGGUCAAUCAGAUUCAAUGGGGCGCCACGCAGCCCGACUGGAUAGCCAUUUGUUACAAUAAAGCGGCCGAGAUUCUUCGAGUAUAAAUGUCUUCUCUAUCGAAACGCAUUUAUUUUAUCGGGAUGUUCGAACAGUUGCUACUGGAGUAAGUCUUUUUUUAUCAUUAACGCAAGAGACAUAUGUAGCCUGUCCUAGAUACAAUAACAAUAAAAUGUUUCAUUUGAUGCGUUUCACACAACUGUAUAUAUGUUUAUAAAAAUAUGAACUUAAUAGUAUUAGGAAUUGUUUUCCAAGAUUAUGGAUGCUUAAAUUAUAUUAAUAUGUAAUUAAUUAGGCGUCAAUCAUUUUAAUGUCAUGUCAUCCUUAAAUUACGUAUAGGCAAAGGAAACAUUUACAAUUUUACAGUUAUUAUUAUAGCAAUCAGAUUGGAUCUUUAGAUUGUAGCAUUAAUUAAUUCAUAGAAUGUGAUCAUGACAUGUGAUUACAAUUUUUAGUAUACAAUGUACAGAUUUUUAUAUAGAUGUAAAUUUUUGAUAUAUGAAAAUAUAUAUUAUACAAUGACACCGUGUAUACCAUGUACUCGACGAUUAUAUUGUCAUUGAUAGAAAUAUUAGACUCGCAGUUUAAUUUAUAUCAUCUAUCAUAUAGUAUUC
Messenger RNA from Temnothorax curvispinosus, 2033 nucleotides. RefSeq names its product DDB1- and CUL4-associated factor 7 (gene wap). Gene Ontology annotation, cellular component: nucleus. Lineage: Eukaryota; Metazoa; Arthropoda; Insecta; Hymenoptera; Formicidae. Gene Ontology annotation, molecular function: protein binding. The transcript has 4 exons. The record is from RefSeq and is a predicted model, not a curated record. The coding region runs from base 426 to 1466 and encodes 346 amino acids.